AAAAUAUCAGAAUAUCAACUAACUUUUAGGCUGAACAUAAAAAUAUUAAAUAAAUAUAAAUAUUGAAUCCAAUUUAAUACUGUUAGUUACUAGACAACUUGUACUACUAUACUAGAUCUACGACUCAAUUUGUGUCUGACUAUAUAGUGUAUAUCUCUUGAUGUCUGUGUUGGUCUUUUGGAGGAAGAACCAAUAACAUACCAACAACUUAACAAGUGUAACAUAAUCACAUGUCAACAAACUAGACGUCUGACAUGUCAUUAAAACGGAGUGCAACAGCAGAUAAGGAAGAUGAUGAAAUAUCUACUGACGAUGAAGACUACACACCAUAUAUCCCUAUCAAACAGAGAAAGAAAAUGGAACUGCUGAAAAUAAAGAAAAAAUUAGGACAUGUUGCAGCAAUUAAAGGAGAAGAUCUGUUAAAGGCAGACAGUAGUGGAAAUGAAGAAGAAAAAGAACCUGUCAAAAAAUUAAUUAUGGAUGACUCAGAAAAUGAGGACAACAGAGAUGUUGCUUCUAAUGAAGAAAAUGAAAUUUCAGAGCAAGAUUUGGGUCCUUUGGCACAAGUGAGCCUUCUGGAUCAACACAGUGUUUUAAAAAAGAAAGCUGAAGCUCGUAAAGAAACCGACAGGGAGAAAAUUUUGAAGGAAGAGGAGAAGAUCUUAGAAAGUGUCGCAGAAAAAACAGCUUUGAUGGGUGUGGCUGAGUUGGCAAAAGGUAUUGAAUACACAGAACCUAUUAAAACAGGGUGGAGACCACCCAGAUUUGUCUUGGAACAGCCUCUUGAGAAAUGGGAAAAGCUUAGGAAAAAACACCACAUACUUGUUGAAGGGGAUGAUUUACCUCCCCCUAUCACAUCAUUUAAAGCCAUGAAAUUUCCUCAGCCAAUUAUUGAUGUACUCAAGAAAAAAGGCAUUGUAACUCCAACUCCUAUUCAAAUUCAAGGCAUUCCAACUGUGUUAAGUGGUCGAGACAUGAUAGGUAUAGCAUUCACAGGAUCAGGAAAAACAUUAGUCUUUACCCUGCCUAUUAUAAUGUUUUGUGUAGAGCAAGAGAAGAAGCUGCCUUUCAUGAAAAGGGAGGGACCAUAUGGGCUCAUUAUUUGCCCUUCACGUGAGCUGGCGAAACAAACUUUUGAAAUCAUCAAAUUAUUUGGAGACUGUUUAUCAUCAGCUGGGUACCCAGCUCUUCGUCCUGUACUGUGCAUUGGUGGAAUGCCUGUUAAAGAACAAAUGGAUACAAUCAACAGAGGUACACACAUAAUGGUAGCCACACCAGGUCGUCUAAUGGACAUGCUAGACAAGAAAAUGGUCACACUUGAUGUGUGUAGGUAUCUGUGUAUGGAUGAAGCUGAUCGCAUGAUUGACAUGGGGUUUGAAGAAGAUGUCAGGACCAUUUUUUCAUAUUUUAAGGGACAAAGACAGACUUUGUUGUUCUCUGCUACAAUGCCCAAAAAAAUCCAAAACUUUGCUCGCAGUGCUUUAGUGAAGCCAGUGACUGUUAAUGUGGGCCGCGCUGGUGCAGCUAGUCAAGAGAUUACACAGGAAGUUGAAUAUGUCAAACAGGAAGCAAAGAUGGUUUAUAUUUUGCAAUGUCUCCGCAAAACAGCUCCACCAGUGCUUAUAUUUGCAGAGAAAAAGCAAGAUGUUGAUGCCAUUCAUGAAUAUUUAUUGUUAAAAGGUGUAGAAGCUGUUGCUAUUCAUGGUGGAAAAGAUCAAGAAGAAAGAAGCAGAUCUGUUGAAGAGUUUAAAAGAGGGGAAAAAGAUGUGCUAGUUGCUACAGAUGUUGCUAGUAAAGGUUUAGACUUUGAAGGAAUUCAACAUGUAAUCAACUAUGACAUGCCAGAAGACAUUGAAAACUAUGUCCAUCGAAUUGGAAGAACAGGAAGAAAAGGCCAAUGGGGUGUUGCUACAACAUUUGUGAACAAGUCAGUUGAUGAAUCUAUAUUGCUGGAUUUAAAGCAUUUACUAAUUGAAGCCAAUCAGAAGGUUCCAGCUUUCUUAGCAACAAUGGAAUCAGAAACAGAAAAAUACUUGGAUAUUUCAGGUGAAGUUGGUUGUUCCUACUGUGGUGGUCUUGGCCAUAGAAUUGCUGACUGUCCUAAACUUCAAGCAAUGCAAACCAAACAAGCCCAGGGUAUUGGACGCAAAGAUUACCUGGCCCAUAACAGUGCAGAUUGGUAAUGGCAUAAAAAACGUUCUGAUUUACCAAAUAAAAUAAUUAAAGAAAAUC
Molecule: messenger RNA, 2232 nt
Organism: Physella acuta
Lineage: Eukaryota; Metazoa; Mollusca; Gastropoda; Physidae
Product: putative ATP-dependent RNA helicase DDX41
Biological process (GO): mRNA splicing, via spliceosome
Molecular function (GO): ATP binding; zinc ion binding; nucleic acid binding
Source: RefSeq, a predicted model, not a curated record